AUGAUGAUCGCAAUUGGGAUCGGUCCAAUCAGGGUCAGCGUCAUGGUCCCCCAGACCGUAACACCUGUCCCUUUUGCGCCGGGCAACAUACCCCUGGACGCUGCCCCCUCUUGCGGCAGGAACGCGUGCAGGCUGUCCGCUGCUUGCAUCUCUGCCAAAAUUGCCUGGGGCGCAAUCACUACGUUCGCAAAUGUCAGGCACGGGGGCGAUGCUUUCACUGUCAGCAGACCCAUCACUCGUCCACCUGCAAUCAGCGCAAUAACCAGAAUAAUGAGCGCCCAGCAGCCGUGGCUCAAGCAGUUGUUGCUGCCCCCGCAGUUAACCAGGCGGCGCCUGCAGUGCAAGCAGCACCACCAGCGCUCGCUGCAGCAGCCCCUGCGGCAGCACCCGCCGCAUCAGCAUGACAUGAUCCGGCGGCUGAGCGUCGAUUGGUCCUGUAUUCAUUCACGAAUAUACGCGUCAAGUGCUUUUUCCCUCGGGGACGGAAAGAAGAAAAAGCCAACGAGGAAAAAAUCCCCUCCUCUGGACUUUGCAGCUGGAAAUGGGAGAUAUGGAGUCCCCUGGGAGAAUGUGGAGCCCCGCCUAGAAAGUGGGCGCGCGUCAAUCCAAUCCGCUUCUCAUCAUGGCCAUAGCCCAGAAGAUUUUCUUCCGCUUCUCUCAUCUUCUUAUUCUGCUCUCUGGAAAAUGGAACUCUACAAAUCUUACGGGCAAGCAGGCGUGAACCAAUUGGGCGGCGUCUUCGUCAACGGCCGCCCCUUGCCCGACUGCAUCCGGCGCCGCAUUGUGGAGCUGGCCCUGCAUGGUGUCCGCCCCUGCGACAUUUCCAGACAGCUUCUGGUGUCACACGGUUGCGUGUCCAAGAUCCUGACGCGCUUCUAUGAGACGGGUUCCAUCAAACCGGGCUCCAACAGUGGUGCCAAAGCCAAGACUUUGUCCCAGCUUCUGCCACCAGAGAUCCGUCAUCAGUUAGCUACUGACCCAGUUUACCGCAAUGCGGCAAACUGGGUUCCUAUCCGCUUCUGGGCCCUGUGCUUCUGUUGCUGCGCAACGUGUCUGAGCAGGGAUGCUUGGGCACAGGCGACAACAACCCCAUCUAUCGUCAAGCGAAUCCUGCAACUGAAAGAAGAUGAACCCAACUUAUUCGCGUGGGAAAUCCGACAGCGACUGGUAGCGUCCCAUGCAUCAUCAUCAUCAUCAUCAUACACGGGAUCGCCGCCAUCGACAGCCGACUUGACGUCACGCGUAGUGCCGCCACAUGACCACGACAUUCCGAGUGCUGUGCCAUCAGUGCCGGCGAUAAACCGCAUUUUGAGGAACGCCACGGCGGCUGCAGCCGCCGUUUCCACGCUUUCAGCUGCAGUCAAGGCGCCACCUGGGACAAUGGGCGCCGGUUCGCAUCACCACGAUUUUACUUGGGUUUCGCCACCGCCGCCGCCAUCAUCAUCGCAGCACCAAACAACGGCGGUUUUGUCGAGAGAUGAUGAUGAUGAUGAUUUGCACGCGAAUAAUAGAACCAGGGUUACUGAGCUCGUGCAAUUCCGGAAGCCCCUUGGCUCAGAUGCAGAUAACGGUUCAGUGGCUGAGAAGUGCACAAACCCAUCCAUGGAGUCAUGGAGACCAGAAAUGUUGCCAAAAUUGCUCCACAAAUCAACAGAGCUACAAUUACCACAGCAUGCAGCCUGGAGAAUGUUCUCCACACCAGCCUGGUUUCCCACCAUGUUCUGCCCAACACAAGACCAAAUGGCACUCCAUCACACCUUACUCAGCAGGACUUACCAAUCAGCCCUCAAUGCACCAUCAUGGACCUUUGGUGACCAGGGACUUCAGCUGCAUCCAUUACCUUUGGUGGCAGCUGCGGCUGCUGCAGCAGCUGCUGCUUCAUCCAUGCCCCAGGGGUUCAAUGGUUUCCAGGACAGACUGGAGAGACCAGGCACUUCUAGACAGUCUUCUAGUAGAGCUACUUCUUAUACCAUUGAGGCCCUAUUGGCUAGGGAGACACAGAGGGAUAGAGAGAGGAAGAAGGAGGAGCCACAAGAAGAGAACAAUGACCCUGAUUCAUCAACCACUGAUCAAGGCAUGGAGAGACAAGACAAAAGUGAAGAUGGGGACUCAUUGGAUGAAGUUUUUGCCGCUCAACAGCAGUAUGGCCAUACCAAGGAAAGUGGUGUUGCAGUCAAGAUGAACCAGCAACUGAAGCAAUUGCUGGCAAAACUGCCAGCAGCAGCACAGAAUACCAAUAAGCUAGCUGCAUCCUCCAACAAGAUGAUGCUGACUGCAGUUGACUGGGUGCGGGCAAAGAAAGCUUAUUCCUCUGACUGGUUUCAGACCCUCAUUCGCAGUGCUGCCAAUAAGACAAGCACUUACAGAGAUAAGAUGGAUAUCUUCAAGUCCAACAGAAAGUCAGCUGGUGCCUCCUCAGUGAACAUGCAAGAAUGUCCGUUCCAUCGUGUGGCAGGUGGGGCAAACCAAGAUCAAAAGGGCAUGAUGACUAAUAGUGCAUCAACACCUAAGCCCCCAGCCCGACCCUCUUCUGCAGAUUGAUGACCACUCUGCAAGGAAAGAUGUUUUAGUCGAACAAUGAAUUGUUAUGCACAUUUGUUUCUGGUGAAUGAGCCAGAGUAGUAGUGUUCUAGAGUUUUAUUCCUCAUAGUUUUUUCUUUCAUUUGGGGAUGUAUCUUGUUCUUUUUUUAUAUCCAUUGAUGAUGUCUGUGUUGAUCUGACAAAAGUAUAAAGGUUGAUUGCAAUCUUUUGGCUUAUUAA
This is a messenger RNA of Notodromas monacha, 2760 nucleotides long. NCBI's taxonomy places the organism in Eukaryota, Metazoa, Arthropoda, Ostracoda, Podocopida, Cyprididae. The record is from the annotation of a GenBank genome assembly.